Messenger RNA from Penicillium longicatenatum, 1473 nucleotides. RefSeq names its product histone acetyltransferase catalytic subunit HAT1 (gene hat1). Gene Ontology annotation, molecular function: histone H4 acetyltransferase activity. Gene Ontology annotation, cellular component: nucleus. The transcript has 4 exons. NCBI's taxonomy places the organism in Eukaryota, Fungi, Ascomycota, Eurotiomycetes, Eurotiales, Aspergillaceae. The record is from RefSeq and is a predicted model, not a curated record. Gene Ontology annotation, biological process: subtelomeric heterochromatin formation. Bases 1 to 1473 code for a protein of 490 amino acids.
AUGGCAGAAACCAGCUGGUCGUGCGACGCCAACGAUGCGAUCCAUAUUACCGUCGUGCAACCUGGCGAAACCAAACCAAAGACGCUCUCCACCUUCCACCCCCAGUUCACCUAUCCCAUCUUCGGGGAUGACGAACAAAUCUUUGGAUAUAGGGGUCUGGUGAUCCGGUUGCGAUUUGCGGCCCAUGACUUGCGCCCUCAUCUUCACAUUUCUUAUGAUGAGAAGUUCAAGCCGGUUGGCGACACCACAGCACUCGACCUUCUUGGCACUCUAAAGCCAUUUGUUUCGGAAGAGGCGCUCAUCAACCUGCCCGAAUACGAGAAGGCUGUCCAGGAAGAUGCCUCAGCAAAGGACUUUACACCACCGGGCAAGAUGGUCUACAGCUAUGAGGCCAAUGAAAGACAAUAUGAGAUCUGGGCUGGAUCCCUGGCGGACCCGCAAGUGCGGAUUCUGUUGGACCGAGUGCAGGUCUUGGUCUCAUUGUUCAUCGAAGCCGGAACUCCCUUGGAAACGGAUGAUCCUGAGUGGAGUCUUGAGCGAUGGACCGUUUUCUUUGUAUACGAGAAGAUUAAACCUCCAACGCCAACUGCGUCUUCGUAUUCCAUUGUAGGCUAUGCGACAACCUACCGAUACUGGUAUUAUCAACGUGACCGGUCACACACUCCCACUAUCAAGAAUGACGACUUUCCGCCAGCAGAGAUCAAGAUUUCCGAGCUACCUGCUCGUCUGCGCAUUGCCCAGUUCCUCAUCCUUCCUUCACACGCCCGCUCAGGCCACGGAACCCACCUCUAUACCACCAUCCAUGCGUUCUGCAUCGCUGAUCCCACCAUUGGGGAGUUAACAGUGGAAGAUCCUAAUGAACAAUUUGAUGCUCUCCGGGACUCCGCCGACUUCUGUCUCCUGCAGCCCGAAUUUUUGAAACACAAUGUGAACCUGAACCCGGAUCCGAACGGUGCAUACUCCAAAAAGCAACGGCCCCGUGCAGUGCCUACUGGGGUCCUAAUUCCGAGCAAGACACUGCUCGAUAUCCGUACUGCUUUCAAGAUUGAGUCUACGCAAUUCGCACACAUCCUGGAGAUGUUCCUUCUCAGUCAGAUUCCCAAGAGCCACCGUCUGGCUGGAGGCACCAACCUCGCCCGGCUAUUGAUUAAGAAGCACAAGGCAGACGAUGAGAAUGACCGACGGUACUAUUGGUGGCGCAUGCUCACCAAACAGCGUCUGUACAAGAAGCAUAAAGAACUUCUUGACGAGCUAGAGCUGCUUGAUCGUGUAGAGAAGCUAGACGAUACUGUGCGCAAUGUGGAGGAGGGCUACGAGAUCACACUGGAUGCUCUAGAGGGUCGCCUGUCCGAACCGGAGGGUGAAGACGCCGCUCCUAGUGGCAGUCGCCGCCAGAAGCGGAAGCUUGCCGUUGAGGAUGAUGAUGACGAGGAAGAAAGUGGAACCGAAUUGGCCAAGCGGCCGAAGGUUUAG